Molecule: messenger RNA, 1726 nt
Organism: Vitrella brassicaformis
Lineage: Eukaryota; Vitrellaceae
Source: the annotation of a GenBank genome assembly
CCUAGUAUAUGCAAGAAUAGAGGCGAGUAGAUUAGAGUAGAACACCCGACAGGCAGACACACGGCAAUGCACUAGAAGACAGUGCUCACUGCUCACUGCUCACAGUAUCUCCACCAGCCUGUACUCACCGAACAGGGCCUUCAUUCUAUCGUAGCUGAAUCUGGCCGGGAGGAUGACCCGCCGCACCUCACCCACACGCAUGUCAGUGACGGUCUCAGGGAACCACUCAACCCCAACAGAUACAGGAAACACCUGCCCACGGAGAUCGCAUAUCUCGUCUCGUCCGUCAAAGUCGUCACGCCACUCGAUGUAGUCGACCUUGACCCGUUGGUCACGGGUCGGUUUGGGUCCACUGCCCGGCCGCACCACUCGAAACCGCACACCCGACGGCAUCUGUGUGAACUCAUCGCCACUGCAAGGGAAGACCAAUACGACAGAUGGUGGCACCAGCCCCUCCUCUUGCUGCUCUUGAUAUGUGUACCUGGUGUCUGAGAUGACUUUGUCUGUCUUGACGCUGUACAUGGCCGUGUUGACGUCGAAGGCCGCCUGCUCUGUCGAAUUGGCCAUCUUCAGCACCGCAGCCAUGUCGGCGGCCGACGCACCGAGUCGCUUUCGGCGGUAGUGAUCGACCAUACGGCCGAUGUGGUCGGGCUGCACCACCUCAACAGGCCGCGGCCACCUAAGGACACACACACAGCCACUGGCAGUGUGCAUCGCUGAUACUGUGUGCUUCGAUGGAUCGAAACUCACAUAUCGAAUCUGUUUCGCAGCUCGUCGCCCAUUUCGUCCAAAGUGGACUGAGUGGUGGAUAUGACCUGGCCGCACACGUCGACAGACCGGAUGGCAUCGCCGCCACUCAGAGGCAGCAGGAAGGGACUCACCGCCUGUGUGAACCACACCAUCGACGGACGCACAGCAGACAAACAGCCCCUUCCUCUCUCGGUGCCUCCCACCUGUAUCUCUUUGUCGAGGUUGUCACGUCGUCCUUGUGCCGCCUGCAGCAGGCCCUCCAGCCGGGCCUUCUCCUUGGUGAAUGACUUCAUGAUGGCUUCGAGCGUCUUGACGGCGUCGCCCAUCGCGGCAGGGCUGUCAGUGGCGGACAGGCGCGGCUCAGUGACGCCACUGGGAGGGGCCGCUGAGGCCGCCUUGUCCAGUGGCGACAGCAGCAGCUCGGUCCAGAAGCCAUGACGACCUACACCACGGUCAGCCAGAGACAGAGUGAGAGGACAGGAUGAGUGCGCUGUCGCUUUCAUGGCCCUUACCGGUGUAGUCCCGCUGGGAUGCAUCCUCGAGCAGCGUGACAGCCGACGCCGCCUUGCCCGCCUGGCGGAGGGUGGCGGCGUUGAGGAUGGCCGUGUGGAUGGUCUUGAAGGCCUCCGGGCAGAUGUCGAUGAACACCCGCUGUUUGUCGUCCCUGACCAGACGGCCAUCCCAGCAGCCCGAGAAGAGCGCCGCCAGCAGAGUGCCCUCCACCCCCUCCCCCUGAGUCAUGUGCUGCCGCUUCACUCGCCACUCGCUGCCGCCCACAUUCAGCAUCAGCACGUCAUCGGGCGAUGCCGCUGAGGGGUCCGAUGCGCCGUGCGUCUGCCUCUCUUGCUGGGCGUCCUCGUCAGCCUGGCGGAUCUGGGCAUGCAGCUGGCUGAUGGCGUCGCUGAUGGCCGUCAAUGGCCCCUGCAGCUGAAGCUGCAUCACAGGGACGCUGAAAUCGGCAUCCAUCGUCACUGGC